AUUCGCCCAAGCUUCGGCGCCAGAUAUCCUUGGCGUCCUUUUUAAUGUCCAGACGCGUCCGAACUUAUUUCGCGCAUUUUGUUUACAAACUUUUCGGAUUACACACACGCCGUCAAAAUUUCCGUGAAAUUUUUUUAAAAAAUUUUUCGUAGUGGGUUGUAAAAUGUGGCCUUUAGUUCACGGAUGCGUGGUCCUUUUCUUCGCAGUCAGGAUCAAUUCAGUUCAUUCCGUGAAAUGUUAUAGUUGUUUGGCGGAAUAUAAUUACGAGGAUUGCGCUAAACCGAAAUUGGAUCAGAUAUCACUCGUCAAAUGCGACAUGACGGCGUUAAAACAAACCAGAGAUUACGCCAGACACAUCGAUCAAUCGUACCACAAACUCUUCGAAGUGGAUAGUAUAGAAAGCGAACCUGGUAGAAUAGGAAUGGCCUGUUUGAAGAUGAUGACCAAAGUCGGUAAUAAAGAUUACUUCUUGCGCGGUUGCCAAUUGGCUGAGCAAGGAAAUUUGGACAUAUGCAACAAGAUUCAAGAACACAACAGUGGCUUUGUUAAAACAGUUUACUGUUCUAAAUGUUCAUCGGAAGGUUGUAAUUCUUCAACUAGAUACGGAACGAAUUUAAUUUCAGUAUUGUAUAGUGUGUUUAUUACAACGCUAACAUACAAAAUAAUCGAUUUUCACAUAUAAUGGAUGAAAAAUAUGUAAUGUGGUUUGAUUUUCUCUUUAAUAAUGAAAAAAAAAGGGAUAGUAUUAGGUUGUUAUAGUUUAUAAGCGCAAUGUUGCCAGACGUAAAAAUAACGCGGGUAAAAACGUUAAUUUAAUUAUUGAUUUUCGAAAACGAAUCGGCGCAGUGCCCGUGGAAUUGAAAUAACUAAACUAGAAUAUUUUUUUAAAUAAAUGAAAAUACUUCGUUUCCUCGAAAAAAUAUUUAACAUCACCUUGUAUAAUCAGGUUUUUAUCGGUUAUAUAAAACGAUGUAAUAUUCGAUCGGGGUAAAAUACUACCUGGGGGUGGUUUAUAACUGCCGGAAACGUUCUCUUUUCUUGUACCGUGUAGGUCUUCACCACUUUCUGUAGGGAAGGGGAGGAGGGUGAGUUUUUAAAAAUCAAAAACAGUUUAUCUCGAUUUCUGGCAAAGCUACUAGUCCUAUGGAGAAAAGUCACAGGGCAAAGUUGUGGGUAAUAAAAAGGUCUACAACUUUUGUAUUCACACUUUUUUCAUAUAACCUCAAAAUUUUAAUGAAAAAUUGAAAUAACCAAGUUUUUGGCUUUUUAUUUUUAUCUUUUAUAAAAAACAUUUUUUUUUUACUAAAUUUGUUGAAAACUUAACUUGUUAUAUCCAAAAUACACUAUAAUUUAUUUAAAAUGUACAAUUUUUAACUUAAUUUUGAUUUAGUAUCGAAAAGCACCCUAAUUUUUAAUCGAAAAUCCUCCCGUCAAAAUAUCAGUUUUUUUUAAAAAUUCGGUUUUUUCUUCAUUAAAAUCCCUGAUGGUGUGAAGAAAUAUCACCAUGGUGAGUUUUCUCAGAAAAGGCAAAAAAACUCGCACCCGAAAUUUUUUUUAAGCAUCUGUGCAAUUUCUAGUUAUUUAUUAAAAUUUCAUUCUCAAAUUACAUGUUACAUUGAUAAACAUAAGUAAUUAGAAAUCGAGACAAACCAUUUUUUACCCUUAAAAACCCACCUCCGACCUCAGAUUCUCCAUAAAUAAAUUUUCGUUUCAUUUUCAUUCAUUUCCUAAUAGAUUUCAUCCCCCAAUUAUUUUUUUUUCGCUUUUUAUCAUUUCCAAAGGCUUCUUUCCUGGUCUAAAUUACAAAAACUUUUUUCUAAAAAUUACUAGGUCCGCGCUAAUGAACCAAAUGAACUUAUGAAUCCAGUUAUUUCGAUACAAUAUCAGAAUUAGUCGCUUCAUAAGUCCAUUUGGUUCAUUAGCGUGGAUCUAGUAACUUUUCGAUUUUUUUUUUGUAUUGUAUCAGCUAAUUAACUUAAUUAUGUUGUGUAUACCAAAUUUAUUCCUCAAUUACUUCACGUACGCUACGAAUACAGUAUACUAAUGUUUAUAAUAUUGUUGUAAAGAGAAAAUCUAAGCUACAAAUCAUUAAUUACGUGUUGCUUUAAAAUUUUGAAGGGAAUUUCUAGUUUUUUUUAUUUGUCCUUCAAAUUAUAUGAAAAACAAGAAUAAUUUAGGGAAAACGUGAUUUUUGUUCAAGUUCAUCAUCUAUUUCUUCAUUACGUCCACUAUCUGAUCAUCUCAAAAUUAUCUUUUUAUUAUUAUUAUUAUUUUUUGGUUAUAAGUCGUCGUCUUUUAUGGUGUCUGAGACUAAGUUCCGACCAAAGCUUUGCUUGGCCUACAAUAUUCUUUCUCAUUAUUUCUAUGAUUAGAUCGUUCAACGUUUUGUACAAACAUGAAAAAUUAUUGAAAUGUUCAAAGUUGAAGUCACAUAAUUUAUUAAUUGUGAAGUUUCUGGUGAUUAUUGCCAACUUAACGGCAUGAAUAUUCAGCACGAGCGAUCUGAGGUGAACUAUCCAUCGAAAUCGCGCGAUUCGACCCCGUUGUUCUUAUGGGGUUUUCUUAAAUUGUAGGUCGCAAAUUCCAUCGAGCUUUGAAUCUAACAACUAUCAGUUACAUCCAAAUAUUCAUAGAAAAUUAGACAUGUAAGUAAUUCGAAUAAUUGAAAAUAGAAAAUGCUUCAUGGUAGUAAUAACAAAAUAAAAAUUUCGUAAUAUUGGAUCCACCAGAACCUACCAGAGGCUUAAUACCAGUUUAAACAGAGAAAUUUAUUUAAUGGACACACUGUAUACGAUUUUUCGUAUAUUAGUUUGAAAAAAUAACAGAAUUCAAAUUAAAAAAAAAUAGAAAUUCGCUGUCGAAAAUCUUCGAGUUGUAUUAUGCCUUAGAAAAUAAAUAGGAAGGCCUUAAAUGUACCAUAUUUAUACUGUGAAAUUAGAUUAGUAUUGAAAUUAUAAAAAAAGUGUCCAAUUAUGUCGUAUUUUAGUGAAUGUUAUUGUUUAUAAAUAUUUAUUAUAAGCGAUAAAAAAAAGACCAAUUAUUAAAACAAAAAUCACA
Molecule: messenger RNA, 3057 nt
Organism: Diorhabda carinulata
Lineage: Eukaryota; Metazoa; Arthropoda; Insecta; Coleoptera; Chrysomelidae
Exons: 3
Coding region: 164-682 (172 amino acids)
Biological process (GO): positive regulation of voltage-gated potassium channel activity; sleep; regulation of synaptic transmission, cholinergic
Source: RefSeq, a predicted model, not a curated record